AUGGAGAUCCUGUCCUCCCUCUUUGGCACCUUGCACCCCAGUUUCUACUGGGUGUCCCAUGAAGACUUCAGCUACCAGCGCUGGCCAGAACAGUCCUUGCUCCUUCUUCCACAUAUCCUAUUGCUGUCACCUGGAUGGCAGAGGGGUUCCUGCUGCUCUUUUUCUUCCAGCACCAACCUCCACCUGUGUUUUUCCUUCCCAGACGCUCUCUUGCUUUCCUACAAUUUCUCCAUCACAUCUCAGGCCAGGCCCGGACAACCGUGGUGUGAGAUUCAAGGCCAGGUCAAUGGAAACGAGUAUUAUGCCUGUGGGAGCAGGCGGGUCAGACCCGUUGGUCCUUGGGGGAUGAAGCUGAAGGACACAGCAUUUUGGGACACACAUAUGGAACCUCUGGAAGACCUGGGGGAAGAGCUCAGAAAGAAACUGCUGGACAUCAAAGCAGAGAUUUUCACUGAGAGCGAUUCUCUCACCCUGCAGGGCAGCCUCGUGUGUGAAUGUGGGGCCCACGGACACAGCAGAGGAUCUUGGCAGUUUGUAUUCAAUGAGCAGUUAACCUGCCUCUUUGACCCGGAGAAGAGAAAGUGGAUAGAGAUUCCUCUUGGAGACCAACAGGUUAAGGACGUGUUGGAUGGUGACAGAGAGCUGACCGAGCUCCUCAUGAAGAUCGCGAACGGAGACUGUAAGAGAUGGCUCCAGAAACUGCGGGAGCACAGCAAUGAGACGCAGGAGACCACAGGGAACUAGAAGACUGGAUGGAGUGCUGGUUCUCUUGAAGAGAUUGGCCGACCCCACCAUAG
Molecule: messenger RNA, 797 nt
Organism: Enhydra lutris kenyoni (northern sea otter)
Lineage: Eukaryota; Metazoa; Chordata; Mammalia; Carnivora; Mustelidae
Product: NKG2D ligand 1-like
Biological process (GO): antigen processing and presentation of endogenous peptide antigen via MHC class I via ER pathway, TAP-independent; positive regulation of T cell mediated cytotoxicity; immune response
Cellular component (GO): external side of plasma membrane
Source: RefSeq, a predicted model, not a curated record